ACCCUUCUUUUGCGCCUUAUAACGGUGUAUCCUCUACAAACCACUCCAAAGCUCAUCUUUUUGGCCAUAUUGUCGUUUCCUGUCACCAUCAUGGUCAUUAGGAUAAUAAACAUAGCAUUCUUUCUGCACAAUUAUAUCAGCGCACUGAAGGGAGUAGCUAUUUCGCUUCUUGCCGCCGAAACCCUGAGGAACAGCUGGCGCAUCAAACUGGAGUGGAUUUUGCAGUGUGUAAAUAACUUAUUUGUUUCGUUCAUGUUCCUACGUCGACUACAGCGAUAUGCUGUGUCUGGACAGGGUGACUCAGGUAUUGGUAAACACUUCCGCGGACUAUUCCUCAUUGCCCUAUCAAAUUUCGUAUUCCCCGUCGUCUUGAAUAUCAUCCAACUCAGCCUCAUCUUUAUCUCGAAAAGCUCCUUCUCCCAAAUUGCCCUCAUUUAUCUGGUCAACAACUUUAUAACCAUUUUCGGAGUGGUUUUUGCCACUCUAUGGAUUUCAGGUCGGCACAUGAAGGAACAAUCAUCCAGGGGGGCGGUUUUGCCAAUUGUUUCCAGUGGAUUUGUAACGGUUCAUGACAGGCGUGACACGGGCGCAUUUUUUGUCGCAAGUUCCCAAACCAGAAUGUCUUCAAAUAACACGCAAACAUCAUUUGCUAAUGAUCCGUAUGAUAUUGGCAAAGUGAAUAGCAUCGGUACCAGUUCAUCAUCAGUACCGAUGGAAAUCACAGUGAAUGUAUCGACGGAAUGCAACAGUGUUUGAUUGUACGAUCAACCAGGACCAUCCCUAAAUCUAACAAUCACCCUCCCAUGUAUGGAACAUACAAUGGAAUGGUAUAUCUGUGUGCCACACGCCCACGGGGAUGAUCGAUAAUCGGCGAUCAUUGUCAGCGCUUCAAGUUAGGACACUUGUAUUUUUUGCUAUUUUUUGUCGCUCGUUAGUUCAGCUGAUUACUGGUACGCUGGCCCGCUGGCCCGCCGGGUUUCCAAGAGCACAGUACUGUAUUUUUGAGUUUAGAGCUUGUGUAGGAAGGUGCUACUUGGUUAUACUGAGUUGUACUGUUGACAAUUAGUCUCACAUAUGUCAUAAGGUAUCGUGUGGUCUAGUGCAUGGUAUUGUCAAAAUAGACUUCCAGAACACCAUGACGUACUCACAUGGUCAAUUGAACACAUGUAAGGAUGUUUGGGCGCAAUGUUGGUUACCUAGGAACAUAAGUACACAAUAGUACAGCGAUAAGUA
Molecule: messenger RNA, 1233 nt
Organism: Serpula lacrymans var. lacrymans S7.9
Lineage: Eukaryota; Fungi; Basidiomycota; Agaricomycetes; Boletales; Serpulaceae
Exons: 4
Coding region: 91-756 (221 amino acids)
Source: RefSeq, a predicted model, not a curated record